AUGUCUGUCAAUGUCCCUGAGACCAUGAAAGCUCUUGUCGGCAAUCGAUCAACUAUUGCUCGUCUUGCAAACUAUGUCUGUGGAAAUCCAUCUGGAGACGGAGUACAAAUCAAAUUUGUUCAAGUUCCUGAGCUAUCAGAAACCGAAAUCCUUGUUCGAAUCCAAUGCGUUGCCCUCAAUCCAACUGACUUCAAACAUAUCGACAUUCUCUCCCCCAAAGGCGCUAUUAUUGGGUGCGACUAUUCGGGAACUGUUGUUAAAAUUGGAUCCAAAGCACCUGGAAACUGGACAGUUGGUGACCGAGUGGCUGGUUUCAUCCAUGGUGGUCUAUACGUCGAUCGUGGCUCAUUUGCGGAGUACCUCAAGAUUCCUGGCGAUCUGGCCUGGAGUAUCCCAUCCUCCGUAACGAACGAGGAGGCAACUACAUUUGGAGUUUCGGCUGUCACGGCAAUGCUCGCUUUGAACUGCAGGCUGGGAGUUCCUUGGGUUGACGGACACGAAAGUCUGGAUGAAGGCAGAUCAAAGACUCCGAUUCUGAUAUACUCUGGCUCCACAUGUGCCGGCCUCUACUCCAUUCAACUUGCAAAACUCGCAGGCCUGAAAGUAGUGACAACCGCUUCACCGCGAUCGCAUGAUCUAGUCAAAGAGUAUGGUGCUGAUGAUGUCUUCGACUAUCGGUCAUCUAGCGCCGUGGAAGAUAUCAUUCGAGCAUAUCCAAAUAUCGACAGAGCGUUGGACUGCUAUUCAGAAGGCAGCUCAACGGAAUUUUGCGCUGAGGUGGUUCGCAAGAACAGGGGGUGGGUGGUGACACUUCUGGACAACGCCAAAGCAGAUCUUGAUGGAGUAAGAGUGGAAUUCUUGCUUGGGUAUUCAGUCUUCAAUGCAGAAUUCCAGUGGUUGCCUCCUUUUGGACCCAAAUUUCCGAAGAUACCAUCCGACAAUGCUGCUCUGCGUCGAUUUUAUGCUUCAUUGCCCCAGCUUUCUAGCAAGCUAAAGGCUCCACCCAUCAAGAAAAUCGAUGGCGGAUUAGAAAACCUGAGCACAGGGCUCGAUAUGCUUCGUCAAGGGAAGGUGUCGGGUACUAAACUUGUUUUGUGUUUAUCUUGA
Molecule: messenger RNA, 1107 nt
Organism: Penicillium macrosclerotiorum
Lineage: Eukaryota; Fungi; Ascomycota; Eurotiomycetes; Eurotiales; Aspergillaceae
Product: zinc-binding alcohol dehydrogenase family protein
Exons: 1
Coding region: 1-1107 (368 amino acids)
Molecular function (GO): oxidoreductase activity, acting on NAD(P)H
Source: RefSeq, a predicted model, not a curated record